CCCACCGAUGACGUCACACAAGCAGAACAUCAAUCUGACUUCCAAGGGCUUUCAGAUCAAAGGAGGGACGACGUGAGGCUCGCGUCUCCUCCCGUUACAACGGAGAUUCACCGGGAACAGGGAGAACAUCAGGUCCAGAACACGUCCAUGUCCGGGCUGAGCAAACACGAGAAGGAACUCCCACAGCCGUCACCGGAAGCGUACGAGAAGUGGCGGUUGAACAAAUUAAAGAAAAAGUACAAUGAGUACAGCAAGUGGUGGGAACAGAGAGAUCUGGCCAAAUGCAGCCGCAUCGAGAAUCUGGAGGCGAAAGUUGCGAGUCUGCAGAAGGAGGUGAGGGACGGACAAGGACGGGAGGGACGACUCAUCUGGGCCUUUCAGCAAAGCCAAACUCAGAACGAACACGUGAAAAAGAGCAAAUCCGACUCGAAUCUCGCCUUUACCAACAAGGUCAAAGGUCUCGCAAAACAAGUCACCGACACCAAACAAGAGCUGACUGACGCCCAUGACCAUUACCAGGUGGCUCUGUCAGAGGUGGAAAAGGAGAAAGACUUGGAGGUCGUUUGCCUCCAACGAGACAUGGGCGCGUGCAGGAGGAUGGCCUGGCAAACACAGGAGGAAAUCACAGCCAUGAGAAAAGAGGCAGAGCGACACGAGCGACAGGCGCUGAACCUGAAGAGGAAGCUCUGCGAGAUGGAGGAGGAGAAGGCCAGGGUCAUCGACAACUUCGUGGAGACGCUGGGGGAAAAGGACGAAGUCCUGGAACACGAGAGGGACCUGAGGAAGGCCGCCGGGCUGAAGAGCGACAUCAGCAUCCAAACCCUGAAGCAGAAAAUAGCCCAACAGGCUCAGGUGAUGAAAAGUUUACAAGAGGAGAAUCAGACGGUGUGCGACCUCCAGAGGACCGUCUCCGAGAACCGCAUCGCUCUGAAAAACAACGCUCAGCAGAUGGCGCUCAUGACCCAGAAGAUGGAGACGAUGCACGACGAGCUGCGCAACGACAGUGAAACGGCGGCUCUUCUGCACGCGAUGGUGGACGAGCUGAGGAAGAAGAACAAGCACCUAGAGGAGGAGCGGCAACAGGAGAGACAAAGAACGGCGGUCACCAUCAAGGAAACACUCAGCGCGUUCAGUGAGGCCAAGCUGAAAAACAUGGACCUGACGGACACCGUCCAGAAGCUGACGGUCACGAGGACGGACAACGAGCUGGAGCUCGGCCGCUUGAGGGACAAGAUCAAACUGCUGGAGGAAAUCUUAAUGCGCGUGGACAUGGACCUCGAGUCGUGCAUGCUCGACGUGGACGUGCCCUCCAAAUUAAAAGCCAGAGUGCUCAAAAUGAAGUCAGAGUACCCGGAGAGCUACGACAAACUGAGGGUGGACGAGGAGACGCAGGAGUCGUACCAACACAUGAUCGACAUGCUGCAAAAGAAGGUGGACAAUUGUGAGACGAUCAUCGCGAAUAACUGCCGGGGGAAUUCACGUCUGCAGGACAAGCUGCAGAAAGCGCAGAAGCACGUGGGCACGCUGAGGGGGCACUUUGUGGAGAUAUUCAACGAGAAGACGCUGGAGACGGACAAUCUGAAGAAACAGCUUCACGCCAAAAGAAUGCCAAAGGCGUCGCCAAGGUCUAAAGUCCGGGCUCCCGCCAAGGUCGACGCACAGACGUCGGCUUCCCUCUGUCCGGAGGACCGGCAGCCGCCCGGCGCCAUCGACGAGAAAGAGGACGAGGACGAGAAAGACAAAGACGAAGACGAAGACAAAGACAAAGACAAAGACAAAGAAGUGCCAACAUCAUCUCAGGCGCCGGCUCCGAGUGAGGACGAGCCGAGUGAACUUCUACAGCCGACCGGUCCCAACGAUGGCGACACGCCACCUGUUGAUGAGUAAAACUCCAGGGUGGUUUCUUCCUCGCACCUCCUCCGCCACCAGAAGACUCUUAUGACAUCACAGCCGUGUUCUACGAUGAUAUUAUUCACAUCAUCAUCAUCAUCUCUGUCUAGACGGCUUCUCCCCCCGCUGAUCUGCCUGAGUUAUUCAACUCGUCUCUUCGAUCUCAUUCCAUCAAGGAUGUAUUUCCUCUGAUCAACAGUUCCAUAUUAGAUCAGUUCGAUUCAUCUCGUACCAAAGGCCUUUGAGGUGGAAGUCGACUUUAAACCCAGAUGUCUCAACUAACUAUAGACCCAUAUCAAACCUCUAAUAUAUAUUAUAUAUAUAUAUAUAUAUAUAUAUAUAUAUAAAAUCCUUGAACAAAUCUGUUAAGCAGUCAGGUGACUUUUUACACAGGAAUAGUUUGCUAGAAGACUUUAGGGUUUAUUGUUAUAAUAACAAUAAGUGCAUUCAACCACGAAGAUAAUGUCCCAAAAAGUGCAAGAAUCAAGAAAUAUAAACAUUUAUCAAACAGGCUGAAGCAGCUUCAAGUGCUCCACUCCUCUGGAUCGGUUUCUAUUCUCGUCCUGUUGGAUUUGACACCACUGACUACAACAUUCUGUUACAGAGACUCAGACACAUUAUUAGCAUUAAAGGAACAUGACUUGAAUGGUUCCAGUCUUACUUAUCAUGUAGAUUUCAGUUUGUUAACGUUAACAACAAAUCUUCCACUCAUACAAAAGUCAAUCGUGGAGUUCCACAAGGUUCCGUGCUGGGACCGAUACUUUUCACUUUAUAUAUGCUUCCCUCGAGCAAAAUAUAUAUAAUUUAAUACAUAUAUUAUUAUUAUCAUUAUGAUCAUGAACAACGUCAUUUAAUCUACAGUAUGUCAGUAUCAUUAUAAUUAUCAUGGAAAGAAUCCAUCUGUUCCUGGUCUCUUCUCUUUGCUCUGUCUUCUCUCUCUUCAUUCCUCUCCCCAUCUCUCCACCCACCUCUCCUCCCCCUCUCUCUCCCCCUCUCUCCACCUCUCCUCUCCAUCUCUCUCCACCUCUCCUCUCCAUC
This is a messenger RNA of Scophthalmus maximus (turbot), 2928 nucleotides long. RefSeq names its product rho-associated protein kinase 1-like. Bases 148 to 1887 code for a protein of 579 amino acids. The transcript has a single exon. NCBI's taxonomy places the organism in Eukaryota, Metazoa, Chordata, Actinopteri, Pleuronectiformes, Scophthalmidae. The record is from RefSeq and is a predicted model, not a curated record.